Molecule: messenger RNA, 4114 nt
Organism: Dunckerocampus dactyliophorus (ringed pipefish)
Lineage: Eukaryota; Metazoa; Chordata; Actinopteri; Syngnathiformes; Syngnathidae
Gene: cep85
Product: centrosomal protein 85
Exons: 13
Coding region: 129-2615 (828 amino acids)
Cellular component (GO): centrosome
Source: RefSeq, a predicted model, not a curated record
CCCACGUUGCCCUCGUCUGCUUUGUCUGCCAUCAGAGCGUUCAGUUGCGAGUGCGGAUGCUUUCCGUUUCGGCUGAGAUUUGUAAUUUACUACAUUGAUGAGCAGCGACAGGGCACGUUGUGUAUGGAAUGACAACCUCACAGAGAUACGCUGAAUCCAAACCACCUGGUAGGCUUGACACUUGCUCUUCAACUGCACGACACUCCUUUCACGUUCCCAUUCCGCAUGUUGUUGAUGUUCACUUCUAUUGCCAAUGUCCCGUUGGCAAAUGCACAUUAGCCCGGUUUGCUGACAUGGAAUGGCCGGUGACGCAACCCGUGUCGGAGAAGUUUCUGAGUCAUUUUGGCUGCCGGCCUGGAACGUCAACCAGUGGGGACACUGGUCUUUGCACCUCAGCACUGGACAGCACAGAAGAUUUCUGCAGUUCUAGGAGCAGCUCCGCUUUCCAGCCCAUUCGCAGUCAGAUACCUAUACCAACAGCACAUGUCAUGCCAUCCACGGCCGGAGCCUUGGCCUCAAAGCCCCAGGCAAAUGUCCAGGAGGACUCUUUGUCUUCUGUGGAGGCUAACAGGUCUUCCUCGAUGUCUAGAACCUCAAGUAGCUCCACCUCCAAAUCAUCGUCUCUCUCCAAGUCAGCAUCAUCUCCCAACCUGGAUGCUCAGACCGCAAUGGGAAGCGAUCCUGCUGGGCCAAAGCCAGACUGCUUGAGCCGGUAUCGAAGCCUCGUCAAUGGGCUGGAUCACUCGCUUUUCCCUAUGGACCAGGGCCAGAGGUUUGACACUCCCGCAGUGGAACCUACCCUAAAUCAGUCAGUCCUUUUGGGGAGCUUAAACCCUGAUGUCAGACUCCGAUUACAGACUACAGGGAUUAGAGACAACCCAGACUGUGUGUCGGAGGCUUACAGAGGAAGUAUGGAUCACAGCUAUAAAGUUCUCCCUGAGGCCAGACCUGGCGUUCCCAACCCCGGCGAUCCGUCCAGUCCGAGGGCCAUUCAGCCUGGUGGGGCUGGACCUGCUGGUGUUUAUGCAAGCCCACUGAGCCUGCAGACGCAGGCUCUCUUGAGGGACCAUGCGGGCACCAAAGCUUACGACCCGUUACGCCAGGACAGAUGUGGUGAACUAUCAAGCUGGCAGCAACAACAUCAUAAGCAGCAGAUGGAAAGUUUACGUCUGCGCAUGGAACAAAUGCAGAUGAGUGCUGGAGUGGGGCCCUACCCGUCUUUGUAUCCAGCAGCCAUGCACACAGAAUCUGGCAAGUUGGACGCUCUGGUAAAAGCCAGUGAAGGUCUGCUAAAGGAGAAGGAGCUUAUAAUAGAGCGACAAAAGCAGCAUAUGACUCAGUUGGAACAGCGUUUGAGGGAAAGCGAGCUGCAAGUCCAUGGAGCCUUCCUGGGCCGAGGUGCUCCCUUUGGGGAUAUGUGUUUACUACGGUUGCAGGAAGCGCAGCGGGAAAACGCGUUCCUGAGGGCACAGUUUGCAGAGCGAACAGACUGCGCCGCUCUGGAAAAGGCGGAGGCCGAGCGUAGGCUGGGUGCAGUGGAGGCUGAGACGCGGCGGCUGACUGACAGCCUGAAAGAGACGUGUGAGAGGCACACAGAAGAGAUGAAGAAACAGGAAGAGAGGAUUCGGAGUAGAGACAAGCAUAUCAACAACUUGAAGAAAAAGUGUCAGAAGGAGACAGAGCUCAAGCGAGAGAACCAGCAGCGUAUUGAAACUCUAGAGCGCUACUUGGCCGAUCUGCCCACAAUGGAGGACUACCAGAGCCAGAACAAGGAGCUUCAGGAUGCCGAGCAACAAACAGCUCAGCUACAAGAGAAAGUAAAAGAACUGGAGGCCUCUUUAGAAGCAACACGCUCACAACUACGAGAGAAGGAUGCCCAGCUGGAGGAGCAGAAGCGAAGGGAGAGAGACCUGCUGACCACUAUUACCGAUAUGCAACAGCGGGUGCAACAGGGCCUUGAAGAUGGAGCCCGACUUCCCUCUCUGGAUAUGGAGAAACUCAGAGGAGAGAACAACACUUUAAGAGAGGAGCAGCAACGACUCAAAAAGGUUAUUGAGAAGCAGCACAUGAUGAUGGAGCAGCUCAGCUCUCAGAUCCAGGCUUUGGAGGUGCAGAUGUCCCAGGAAGAGAACACUUCCCAGGCUCUGAGAGAGGAUGUGUUGGCCAAAGAGCAGAACAUGUCAGAGCUCCACAUAGCCAUGAAAGAGCUCUCUGCCCAAAACCAGGAACUUAUGGAGCAGAACCUGACCCUGCAGGAGCAGAUAGGCAAUUCAGAACAGAAGAAUGCCAACCAGGCCUCCUCCACCCUGCAGCCAGCUGGUGCUCGCCUGACACAGAGGCUCCAUGAGGAGAUUGCUACCUGCCUCAGUGACCUGCGCUCCCUGUGCAGCAUUUUGACCCAAAGGGCUCAGGGACAAGACCCCAACCUCUCACUGCUGCUUGGCCUCACAUCACCCAUACCGGUGUCCGAGCAGGACGAGGACUGGAUGAAUCCAGAGGUGCUACACAAGAAGCUGCUUGAAGCGCAGCAGCUGCGUGGUGACGUGGAAGAGUUACGGAACGUAAUAUUGGACCGCUACGCCCAAGACAUGGGUGACACCUGCAUCACCCAAUAACUUGGUUCCAUUGCGCCUCAGGAGCAUCUCAAACGUAAAUCAGGAUGUGAAGCCUCGUUAGUGAAUGUCACGAGGAGAACGACUGGCUUUUCAUAUCCUUGCAAUGAGGACAAAAGAAAGCCCUGAUGAUUUGAUGUGUGUGUCUUCCUACAUGACAGUCCAAGGGCUAACACAAAAUAACUUACCUCUAAUACUUGAUCCUUGAAUAUUGUCUUUUUAUUUUUUUUUAUGUGAUAGACGAUCAUUUACCAAACAUGUCUUAAACUUGUGUAUGAAAGUCCCUGAACUCCUUAAUUUAUUCAACUAUAGAUUUCCCUCUUUUGGGGGGAAUGAUUGACAAAGCGGUUGACAAUCAACUGAACAUAUUGUUAUACGUGUUGUCCUAGCGAUGUUAGCACCGUGCCAUGAUUUAGAAUGGUGAAGCGUGGAACAUCUGCAACGCUGUGAGGAGGUAGAAGACUCAGAAGCAAACCAGCACUCUUGACACCAUCAGGCCUUCAAACCUACCAAAGAAAGCUGGUCCUGAUAAGUCCAAAUGUUGGUGGCUGCUCCCUUCAAUUCCCACCCGGACCUUUGCUGUAGACCUGCUUGUCCCUAAACACCACUAGGUGCCUUCCAUUCUUGUUGACUCAUUUUAGACCAAUCAAAGGCUAGCUCUUCCAGUAUGACAUUUAGUCCAGUCCAUACAUUCCUUGACUCUGAAUGUAGCAUGUAGCGUGUUAGAUGCUAGUAUGGCGUUCAUUAAGAUGUGUUAGCUCCAUGUUGAUAUUUAAGGCUGACUCACUGUUGACGUAUGACUGAGAAACAGUAUUGACGUGCAGUAUUCAUGUGGCCCUCAUAACAACAUUAAUAAUGUGCAAAAGGUUCCCUGAAGUGUUUGUUUUGUUAGUUCAACUGGAUCAUCGUAUGUUUUAUCUGAAUCUCAUGUGAGCAAGAUGUAUGGGAUAGCUGGAUCACUCCAUAGACAACUGACAGUUUUCCUGAAUAAAAUGAAACAGUAAGCCAUUUUAAUAACACUUGAUGAGGAAACAAAAAGGGAUUCUUUUUCUUACACAAUUAUGCAACAAAUGACCAGGAUACAAGCCAUUUCAUGGGACCUUUUUGACCUGAACUAGCACAAAAUGAAGCUUUGGAAAGUCAGGCUCUGCAUGCCUUAACAUUUCAAAUGAUUUUCAAAAGGGAGAAAAUGUUUAUCUUCAUACUUUGUAUUUCCAUAUUUUAGUAAUAAAGCUUGAGUUUUUUUUAAGUGUGCUUUACUUUGUGUUUUAACUCUCAAAAUAUCUUAAGUAUGUACAGUACAGGCCAAACAUUUGGACACACAACACAGCUGAUGGUCCCAACCCCAUUAAAAAGCCAUAAUUCCACGUGUUUGUUCAUAGUUUUGAUGCCUUCAGCGAGAAUCUACAAUGUAAAUAGUCAUAAAAAUAAAGAAAACGCGGUCUGUCCAAACGUUUGUACUGUAUCUUUUCAGCUGUUUUGUCAGGUCCAUGUUGCUGCCG